Messenger RNA from Chinchilla lanigera (long-tailed chinchilla), 2429 nucleotides. RefSeq names its product dihydrouridine synthase 1-like (gene Dus1l). Gene Ontology annotation, molecular function: tRNA dihydrouridine synthase activity; flavin adenine dinucleotide binding. Lineage: Eukaryota; Metazoa; Chordata; Mammalia; Rodentia; Chinchillidae. Gene Ontology annotation, biological process: tRNA processing. The record is from RefSeq and is a predicted model, not a curated record. The coding region runs from base 797 to 2224 and encodes 475 amino acids. The transcript is spliced from 13 exons.
AGAAUUCUCGGGGGGUUUAUUUUCCACAAUAGCUCGAGGCUCCCGAUCCCCCGUGGGUCUUCCCGCCACCCCAGACCGCACACCUGCAGCGACACGUCCCUCACCAGCCGUUUACCGCCAACUCCCUCCCGGCCCGGGCCCUUCGGCACCGGACGCGGUUUCCCAGGGUCACAUUUUCCAUCGCACCGCCGGGAACUUCUGGCAGCGUGCUUCCGUCCGCAGCACUUCCGGUGAUGCGGUGUGGCCCAGCCCGGCGCAGGCUGGCAGUCGCUUUCCGCGGGGCCCUCUCGGCAGCAUUGCGGAUUAGGCGGGGGCGAGGGGGUGCCGUGUUCCUUUGUCGGAGCGUGCCUGUCUGCGCUGGCUCUCUGGUCGAGCCCGGCCUGUCCCGCACCACAGGGUGAGGGAAGUAAGCCCAAGACGAGCCCUCGCCGCCGGUCGGGAGCGCCGCGGCCACGGGGCCGGGAGCCAGGGCAGGAGGCCCUCGGGCGGAGCGGGGAGGGGGCCGGCGCGCCCCUGUGCUCCUGCCCGUGAGAAGGGCGGCGCAGGCCUCGCGAGGAUCCGCUCAACUCACUGUUCACACACGACCGGGGCGCUGCCUUGAGCCGGCCGUGUCAUCUCCGCACGCGUCCCGGGUAAGGCACCCGCCGGACACCGCCUGCCCGAGCGUGUGGCCCAUUGGGCAAGAGUGGUCACUCCCUCGGAGUUCAGCCGUGUGCCUUCACCCGGUUUGGCUCCGCACACUGGGCUUCGUGGCCACGGCUGAGCCUGGUCUUCUCCCUCCCUCAUUGUGGAGACAAUGCCCAAGCUGCAGGGCUUCGAGUUCUGGAGCCGCACCCUGAGGGGCGCCCGCCACGUGGUGGCGCCCAUGGUGGACCAGAGCGAGCUGGCAUGGAGGCUCCUGAGCCGCCGCCACGGGGCACAGCUCUGCUACACCCCCAUGCUGCAUGCCCAGGUCUUCGUGCGAGAUGCCAACUACCGGAAGGAGAACCUGUAUUGUGACGUGUGCCCUGAGGACCGGCCGCUCAUCGUGCAGUUCUGUGCCAAUGACCCAGAGGUGUUUGUCCAGGCGGCUUUCCUAGCUCAGGAUUACUGUGAUGCCAUCGACCUGAACUUGGGCUGCCCACAGAUGAUAGCCAAGAGGGGUCACUAUGGUGCCUUCCUGCAGGAGGAGUGGGACCUGCUCCAAAGAAUGAUUCAGCUGGCCCAUGAGAAACUCUCUGUUCCUGUCACAUGCAAAAUCCGUGUCUUUCCUGAGAUUGACAAGACCGUGAGGUACGCCCAGAUGCUGGAGAAGGCCGGCUGCCAGCUGUUGACUGUGCAUGGGCGCACCAAGGAACAGAAGGGGCCACUAUCAGGGGCAGCAUCCUGGGAGCAUAUUAAGGCCGUGCGGAAGGCUGUGGCUAUCCCUGUGUUUGCCAAUGGGAACAUCCGGAGCCUGCAGGAUGUGGAACGGUGUAUCCAGGACACAGGCGUGCAGGGUGUCAUGAGUGCAGAAGGAAACCUGCAUAACCCUGCCCUGUUUGAGGGCCGGAGUCCUGCAGUGUGGGAGCUGGCAGAGGAGUAUCUGGACAUUGUGCGGCUGCACCCGUGCCCACUGUCCUGUGUCCGGGCCCAUCUCUUCAAGCUGUGGCACCAUACGCUGCAGGUGCACCAGCAACUUCGAGAUGAACUUGCCAAAGUGAAGACCCUGGAGGGCAUUGCUGCUGUGAGCCACGCACUGAAGCUUCGGUGUCAGGAGGACAUGUCCAGGCAGGAGGAGGGAGUGCAGCCAGCAGGCGACUUGCCUUUCUUCCACUGGAUCUGCCAGCCCUAUGUCCGGCCAGGACCCAGGGAAGGGAGCAAGGAGAAUUGUGGUGGCUGCAGCAAGCGAGCCCUGGAGGAGGAGGAAGGGAGCACAGAGGGCCUCUCCAAGAACAAGCAGAAGAAGCAGCUGAGGAACCCCCACAAGACCUUUGACCCCUCUCUGAAACCAAAAUAUGCAAAGUGUGACCAGUGUGGAAACCCAAAGGGCAACAGGUGUGUGUUCAACCUGUGCCGUGGCUGCUGCAAGAAGCGAGCCUUCAAGGAGACAGCAGAUUGCCCAGGUCACGGAUUGCUUUUUAAAACCAAACUGGAGAAGUCUCUGGCCUGGAAGGGGACCCAGCCCGGGCGGCAGGAGCCUCCACAGGUGGGGUCUGGAGCACCAGGUGCCUUCUCUGAAGUCAUAGGCAGUGCCCUGGCCUGAGGAGACCGCAGGAGCCACCCACAACCCAGGACUGUGCUGAAGCCUGGACACUUCGCACUAAGAAUGUGCCUUUACUCAGGGAACCUCCUGCUUUUGGACGAGAAGAGACAGGUGGUAUCUGCCCUGGCCUGUGCUGGGAGCCCAAGCUGGACCUGCCCUAUCCUCACAGCUUGUGUUCUUAAACAUAAUAAACCAUUGAAAGGUG